This is a messenger RNA of Heterocephalus glaber (naked mole-rat), 2344 nucleotides long. Lineage: Eukaryota; Metazoa; Chordata; Mammalia; Rodentia; Bathyergidae. The record is from RefSeq and is a predicted model, not a curated record.
AGAGGGCACCAUGGAGGUGAAUGCGGGAGGUGUGAUUGCCUAUAUCAGCUCUUCCAGCUCAGCCUCUAGCCCUGCCUCUUGCCACAGUGAGGGUUCUGAAAACAGUUUUCAGUCCUCCUCCUCUUCUGCUCCAUCUUCUCCAAAUAGCUCUAAUUCUGAUGUCAAUGGUAAUCACAAGAAUGGUGAUCUCUCCAAUAUAGAAGGCAUCCUGAAGAAUGAUCGAGUAGAUUGUUCUAUGAAGACAAGCAAGUCAAGUGCUCCUGGGAUGAUAAAGAGUCAUAGUGGUGUGACAAAAUUCAGUGGCAUGGUCCUACUGUGUAAAGUCUGUGGGGAUGUGGCGUCAGGAUUCCACUGUGGAGUUAAUGCUUGUGAAGGCUGUAAGGGUUUCUUUCGGAGAAGUACUCAGCAAAACAUCCAGUACAAGAAGUGCCUGAAGAACGAAAACUGUUCCAUAAUGAGGAUGAAUCGGAACAGGUGUCAGGAGUGUCGAUUCAAAAAGUGUCUGUCUGUGGGGAUGUCAAGAGAUGCUGUUCGAUUUGGUCGUAUUCCUAAGCGUGAGAAACAGAGGAUGCUAAUUGAAAUGCAAAGUGCAAUGAAGACCAUGAUGAACAGCCAGUUUAGUAGUCACUUGCAGAAUGAUACAUUAAUUGAACAUCAUGAACAGACAGCCUUACCUGCCCAAGAACAGCUUCGACCCAAGCCCCAGCUGGAGCAAGAAAACAUCAAAAGCUCGCCUUCUUCCUCUUCUGCUUUUGCAAAGGAAGAAGUGAUUGGCAUGGUGACCAGAGCGCACAAGGAUACUUUUAUGUAUAAUCAAGAGCAGCGAGAAAACUCAGCUGAGAGCAUGCAGCUCCAGAGGGGAGAACGGAUUCCCAAGAACAUGGAGCAAUAUAAUUUAAAUCAUGACCAUUGUGGUAAUGGGGUGAACAGCUAUUUUCCUUGUGAAAGCCAGCAACAUCUCAGUGUCAAUGGACAGUACAAAGGGAGGAACAUAAUGCAUUACCCCAAUGGGCAUGCCAUUUGUAUGGCAAAUGGACAUUGUAUGAACUUCUCCAGUGCUUAUACUCAAAGAGUAUGUGAUAGAAUUCCAAUAGAUGGAUUUUCUCAGAAUGAGAACAAGAAUAGUUACGUGGGCAACACUGGAGGGAGGAUGCAUCUGGUUUGUCCAAUGAGUAAGUCUCCAUAUGUGGAUCCACAUAAAUCGGGGCAUGAAAUCUGGGAAGAAUUUUCGAUGAGUUUCACACCAGCAGUGAAAGAAGUGGUGGAAUUUGCAAAGCAUAUUCCUGGGUUCAGGGAUCUCUCUCAGCACGACCAGGUCAACCUUUUAAAGGCUGGAACUUUUGAGGUUUUGAUGGUACGGUUUGCAUUAUUGUUUGAUGCGAAGGAGCGUACGGUCACCUUUUUAAGUGGAAAGAAGUAUAGUGUGGAUAACUUACACUCAACGGGAGCAGGGGAUCUGCUAAACUCUAUGUUUGAAUUUAGUGAGAAGCUAAAUGCCCUCCAGCUGAGUGAUGAAGAGAUGAGUUUGUUUACAGCAGUUGUCCUGUUAUCUGCAGACUGAUCUGGGAUAGAAAAUGUCAACUCUGUGGAGGCUUUGCAGGAAACCCUCAUCCAUGCACUAAGGACCUUAAUAAUGAAAAACCAUCCAAACGAGGCCUCUGUUUUUACAAAACUACUUCUAAAAUUGCCAGAUCUUCGAUCUUUAAAUAAUAUGCACUCUGAGGAGCUCUUGCCCUUUAAAGUUCACCCUUAAGGCCUUUGUUUAUUUGAACAUGAACUGAUACUAACUGUAUAUUUUGUGCAUUUAGCUUAUUUAUAUGUGUGUAUCAUACAUGGAGAAAGAAAAGACCUUUAAGACAAUACAAGAUUGUAGGCUAUCUCUGUAAUCAAGCAAUAGCUGUUUGGAUUGAGAACUCUACAGCUGUGAUUAGAUAUCGACUGCAUCUUCCCAAUAGACCAAUCAGCUGUGUCAUACUUAAACUGGAGAAGUUACACUGAAUUAUAAUCACACUGAAUGUUAGACUUUUUCAUCUGCCAAAACCAAAAACACAAUCCCAAAUAUAAGACUUUGAAAUUAAUCCUUUGUGGUAGAAGUACUUUUGAAUGUUGGAAGUUUUGGUGUCACCAAAAGACUGGUAAUUGGAGAUUUGGGGAGCUAGGAGUUCUCCUUGUUUGUAUUUUACUCUGCCACUGUUAAACUUAAUGAUCCUGGGCAAUUUACUUGGUUGUGGAAAAUGAGAAUUUAUGGUGUCCCUAAUGCCCUGCCUCAUGGAGAUGCUAAAAAUGUCUAUAAAAGCAUAUUUACCUCUUGGGAGAUAGGCACUAUGUAAAUAAGGUAAAAAAA